UAGUUCAGCCUCGAGAUCGGCAUCCGUGACUCGGCCCCACCAGCUCUUAGUUGCCAUUGUUACCCAGCGUGGGUUCCUCCGUGUCGGUCCUGGGCUGGAGGAGGGCUGAGUGCGGAGAUUUAUGAGUCUGAGUGCCCUAAAGUAGAGCGGCGGAGGGCCUCGGCGGGGGUCGCGCGUUCCCAGCCUCUCGGUGGACCCCAGCGGUCGGCCCUGGCCCUGGGCGGAGGAGGGAGUCGCGAUGGAUCCUGGGGGCAGAGGUUCACUUUCUGAGGACUCAGACCUUCCUGGUGCUGAAAAUGCAGAAGAAAAUGGCAUGACUGAUAGGCUGCUGACCCCUGGGUCCCAGAAACCUUCGAUGAUCAGAGAUAUGGCUGCAGCUCUCACCCAGUGGGGACAGCUGGACCCUCCUCGGGGAGACGUGCCCGGGAAGCCUAGGAAUCUGGUCUUGCUGGGGCUUCCAAUUUCCAAGCCUGAUGUAAUCUCUCAUUUGGAGCAUGGAGAAGAGCUGGAGAGAGAAGCCUCAAAAGCAGCCAGUCGAGAGUGGGAGACAGUACCAGAAAGCAGAGCACUAACUCCAGAGAAGGAUUUUUCUGAAGAAUCAGCCCCUGGGGUGUUAAUAGAACGAUUUCCAAAAGAAGGUUCCAGUGAAUGUGAGGACUCUUUAGAGAAUCAGUUAAAAAAUCAUGAAAAACAUCUAAUACAAGAAGUUGUCACUCACAAGAAAUUUUCUGGGGAGAAAAGUUACCAAUGUGAUGAACUUAGAAGAAAUUUUAAUCGACGGUCAUUACUUGUUCAACAACAGAGAGAGAGACUUCAUAAUUGUGAUUCAUUUAAAAAGAACUUAAACCAAAAUUCAGAAAUAAUUAGACAUGAGAGAAUUUGUGCAGGAAAGAAACCUUGGAAGUGCAAUGAAUGUGAGAAGGCCUUCAGUUACUACUCAGCUUUUGUCUUGCACCAGAGAAUUCACACUGGAGAAAAACCCUAUGAAUGUAAUGAAUGUGGGAAAGCCUUCAGCCAGAGCAUACACCUUACUCUACACCAGAGAAUUCACACAGGAGAGAAACCCUAUGAAUGUCAUGAAUGUGGGAAAGCCUUCAGUCACCGCUCAGCCCUUAUUCGGCAUCAUAUAAUUCAUACUGGAGAGAAGCCUUAUGAAUGCAAUGAAUGUGGGAAGGCCUUCAAUCAGAGUUCAUACCUCACACAACAUCAACGGAUUCAUACUGGAGAGAAACCUUAUGAGUGUAAUGAGUGUGGGAAAGCCUUCAGCCAAAGCACAUUCCUUACCCAGCAUCAGGUCAUUCACACUGGAGAGAAACCUUACAAGUGUAACGAAUGUGGCAAAGCCUUUAGUGACCGUUCAGGCCUUAUUCAGCACCAGAGAACUCAUACUGGGGAGAGGCCUUACGAAUGUAAUGAAUGUGGGAAAGCCUUUGGCUACUGUUCAGCUCUGACUCAGCACCAGAGAACUCACACUGGGGAGAAACCCUAUAAAUGCAAUGAUUGUGCCAAGGCUUUCAGUGACCGUUCAGCCCUUAUCCGUCAUCAGAGAACACACACUGGAGAGAAACCUUACAAGUGUAAGGACUGUGGGAAAGCUUUCAGCCAGAGUUCAUCUCUUACAAAACAUCAGAAAACUCACACUGGUGAGAAACCCUAUACAUGUAAGGAAUGUGGGAAAGCCUUCAGCCAGAGUUCAUCCCUUUCUCAACAUCAGAAAACUCACACUGGAGGGAAAACCAAUGAAUAUAGCCAAGCCUUUAGUGAGCUUUCAGCCUUUGGCCAACAUAAGAGAAUUCAUACUGGAUAAAUGGCACAUUCACAGUGUUAUCAUAGAGCAUUUACUAUACAUGUUAUGAGGGCUACAAAGAAAUGUAAGACUGUCAGAAAAAGUUAUUCAACAGUCAUUGUUGAUGUGAGGCUUACUUAGAUUGUGAAAGAAAUGUUUUACAUUUUUAAAAGUGUCCUAAUGGAGGGCAAUGUAAAUUUCCUUGUGGAAAGAGGAAAUUUAUUUCUAAUACCAUAAUGUGUAUGUAAGUAACCAAAUCCCUGAGAGAGAAAUAGAAUGUGCCAUAUUGGAAAGAGAACUUAUUGGCUGGACUUGGUAGUCUUACGAUGCUGAAGGCAUAAGCUUAUAACAAAGCAAGAGAUCCUUCUAGGGAAAUUGAAGACAUAAAAAUAAGAGAUUGAGAAUUCCUAAUGAGUUUAUCCAGGUUCAGGAAUAGUGGAGAAAUAAAAGUUGUCCUUCACCCAUAAGUAUAGGACACAAAAAAGAUAGAUGGAAAAGAUAGACUAAGAGAAUUGGGGAGAGAAUUCCAGAAGUGCUAUUUGAGAUAAUUACUCAACUGAGUAUUCACAACCAGGAAGAAAUUAAGACUUGUUAGUUGCUCAGUUGCAGUUUCUGUGAGGGAAAAACUGGGGUUUCUCCCCAGUUUUACCAGGAAGCUAACAACCUAGAAAGGGAAAAUAGACAUGUUUGAGGUGUUCAGUCUGUUUUAAGCUAUCUAAAUAUACUGAGAAUAUUUAUUUAUAAAGAUUUACCUCAGUUCUAUGUAGAUUAUACCUUAGAUUUUUUAUAACAUAGUAAAAUUUAAUUAUACCCUUACACUGACAUUAUAUAUUAGAUUGUGAGAAACUUGAAAAGACUGAAAUUCUUGCCUCUCACCAUUUACGUAUGGAUAGAGGCAGAUAACAUUUUUAUGUAUAUAUAUUUUUGACUGAAACUUCAAAAAUUAUCACUGGAAAUAAUACUGAGUGUAGUGUUUUUAAUUUUUUGAAGUUUCACUGUGAUGUGUGUUGGUGUUUUGGGUUUGUUUUUUUUUUUUUUUAAGUGUAUUUCCUUUUCUUGUAUUUCUCAUUGGAAUUUGUUGAGCUUCGACCUGUAUACUCACAUGUUUUGCCAAAUUUCAAUUUUUAGACCAUUUCUUCAAAAUACAUUUCAGCCCAUUUUCUCCACCCCUUUUUUUCCCCUGGACUCUGGUGAUAGAACUGUUCAACCCUUGAUUGCAGUCUCACAAGUUUCAGAGCCUUCAUUCAUUUUUUUCAUUGUAUUUUUGUCUUCAUUUGCUUGACCUGCUACAACAAAAUCCCAUAGAUUGAGUGGCCCUAGAAAUGUAUUUCUAAUAGUUCUAGAGGUUGGGGAGUUUAAAAUCAGGGUGCCCUCUGACUCAAUUUCUAGUUAGGGUUUUUUUGCAAGCUUAAGAUGGCUGUGUAUAAUGGUACAUUUUUACUCUCUCUUCACAUGGAUUUUCCCUAGUGCAUACACAGGGGAAGAGAAAGAGUUAUUGCCCCUUUCUUAUGUGACCACUAGUCCUAUUGGGUUUGGACCUUAUCUUUAUGACCUCAUGUACCUUAGUUACCUCCUAAAGGCGCUGUCUCCAAGUACAGCUAAACUGGGGAUUAGACCUUCAACAUAUAAAUUUUAGGGAGAUACAGUUCAGUCCAUAGAAUUUUACCUCUGCCCAGAUUCAGGCCCAUUCAUGAAAAAUACAUUUAUCCAUUCCAUCCUACCCUCCAGAAUCUUAACUCAUUCCAACAUCAACCAUCCAAAGUUUCAUCUAAAUGUCACCCAAAUGUGUGAGAGACGGUAAGAUUCAUCCUGAGGCACAAUUCCUCUCCAGCUGUGAACCUGUGAAACCAAUGUAUGAAUUUCCAAAAUCAGUGGUGGGCCUGGCAUAGAUUAGACAUGCCCAUACCAAAGGAGAGAAAUUGAAAAGAGAAUAGGUGAUGGCACCAAACAAGCCAAAAGCCUAGCCAGGAAAAUUUUAUUGAUCUUAUUUUAAAAUAAUUCCCUUUGGUUUGAUGCACUGUCUGUGGCCCCACUAAGUUGGCAGUCCUGCCUCAGACUCUGUGGCUCUGCUAGGUGUCCCCACCCCCAGUGCUCUACAGGGUGGUCUAGCCUCUAAGGUUCCAGCUGAAGGUUGUCUGGCCUAUUGAAAUAAAGGUGAAGUGGCUGGGUAAGCCCGUAAGCCACACCUGUGAUCUCUGAUUAAAUGAUUGUUCAGCCAAACCCUUAGUACUUUCCUCCUUUCUCUUUUUGCCAUAUGAAUAGAACUUUCCAAACCUUUUAAGUUCUGCUUCCUUGCUUAGCAUUCCAUUCAUCACUCAUCUUACCGUUAAAUCUCACUAUAAGCAGAGAAGACCCAAGCUACACCUUCAGUACUAUCAUUAGAAAUUUCCUGUUAAAUACUUAAUUUAUUCAAGUUUUGCCUUUUACAGAAUACUAGAAUACAGAUCAGACAAGUUACUUGUAACUUCAUAAGAAUCCUCUUUCCUCUCGAGUGCCAAUGACAUGUUCUUCACUACCAUCUAAGUCACACCAGAAAGCCUUUAAAUGUAUGUCUAGCAUCCACCUCACAGUUCUGUAACCUCUACCCAGGACCCAGUUCCAAGGCUGCCUGCACAUUUGUAGGUAUUUUUUACAGCAGCAUCCCACUUUCCAGGACCAAAAUCUUAGUCUGCUCAGGUUGUCAUAACAUAGUACCAUACACUAGGUGGCUCAAACAACAGAAAUUUAUUUCUCACAGUUUUAGAGGCUACCAAUCCAAAGUCAAGACCAGCAGGGUGCAGUUCCUGGUGCAGGCUCUCUUCCUUACUUGUGGAUGUUUACCUUUUACUGUGUUCUCACAUAGCCUUAGUUAUGUGAGUGGAGAGGAAGCUGCCUUGCUCUUACAAAGCCACCAGUCCUGUUGGAUUAAGACCCCAAAUUUACAACUGCUUCUAACCUUAAUUACCUCUUGAUAGCCCAUCUCCAAAUAUUGUCACAUUGGAGGUUGGAGCAUUGACAUAAUGACUUUUAGGGGGACACAGUUCAGUCCAUAAUACUAUUAUCUGUUGUUCACAUUGGAUACUUUCUAUUCUGUUUUCAGUUUCACAGAGGUUCAUCCUUCUGUGCUUUCUCUUGUGCUGUUAAGUCAGUCACUGAAUUUCAUUUCAGUUUUUGUAUUUUUCAAUGAUUUUUUUCUGAGACUUUAUUUUUUUAAAAUUUGUGGCGUAAAAUCCUAACAUCUGUGUCAUCUCUGCUGGCAUCUGUGGGUUAUCUUCAUUCAAUUUGAGAUUUUCUUGGUUCUUUGUAUGACUAGGGAUUUUAUAUUGAAGUCUAUAGACAUUUGUAGUAUUGUGAGGCUCAGUAUCCUAAUAAGUCUUCUAUUGUGAUAGGCCUCUUCCGUACUGCUAAUGGAGAAGGGGAGGUGCUAUCUCAUUACCUAAGUUGAUAUUAAAAGUCCAGUUCCAUCAUGGGCCUCUGUUGACACUAGGGGAGGGGUUCUCAGUACUGCUGGGUAGGGGUGGGAUUGAUAGCUCCCCAGUAGGCUUCCACUGACCCUACCCUGGCUGAAAGAAACAUGAAUGUCUUGUGACUGUUCUGCCAACACCAUGGAGUGGGGUUGGGGUGAUCACACUAUGGGCAUUGGUAUAAAUCCUCACUGUCCGUGGAGCCUCCACUGACAGCUGUAGUGAUAGGGAGAGAAGUCUCUGUGGGCAGAGUUGGAAGCCCAGUCCCCCACCCUCCCAAUGUGGUGUCCAUUGACACUGCUAGGUGAGAAGGAGGAAGGCAUGGGAUGUGACCACCUGUCUGUCCCCAGGCCUUCUCUUAUGCCAGCCUGGCUGAGGGGGCAUUGAGCCCAUUCCAUCCUGGUGAGGGAGGAAGUGGAGGCUCCACAUUCAAGUCUUUUUGGUGGGAAUAGGCUACAGAUUUUUUUUUUUGUAGAAAGAGUAGGCUUUUCUUUUGCCUUUUAAACAUCAAUGUAUGUUUGCAUUUCUGGAUUGCCAGUUGCUCCAGAAAGCAGCCUGGGGCAGGGAGGCAAAAAGAAGUUCGAAGAAAUUCACCCCUGUGACAUUUCUUAGGUUCCUAGGUGCCUAACCAGUGAAUUAUCUUCACCUUUUAGGACCUCCUCAUGUUUGUUUUAUAUAUAACUUCAAGGAGUUUUAGCUGUACCUAGAGGAUUAGGAGAAGGUACUACUCCAUCUUUCCCUUGGCAUCCUUGUAUUUGACGCUAAUGACUGAUCAAGUUGUGCUGAGUACAGCCCAAAGGUGUGUGCCAAACAGAGGUUACUUGUAGCCACCCAGAAGUGAGUACUGAGGGGACUGGAUACUGGUUCGCCAAAGACAAGCUGCCUCUUGAUAGAGAGAAGCAAUAGCUUGCUUCAUCUAGCAUGGUGGGAGCCAUACUGUUUAAACUGGGGAAACACCAUUGUUUAAUUGUGGACUACAGACUUUAGAAGGAAAGAUAGAUAUGACUAAGAAUGUAAACCAUAAUGUUUUUAUUUGUAUCUAUGUUCCAAGAACGUUGAAAACCCCUGGGAAUUUUAGAAUUCUUUACACUUAUUAUCUAUAUGUGGCUAUUUUAAUUUGAUAUAUAGUGUGAUAUCAUAGAGAACCAACAAAAUUAAAAAAGGAAAAUAAGUGAGAUUUGAGACAAGUACUUUCACUCUUUCAAACCUGUUUCCUCAUAUAUGUUUCCAAAAUGUGAUACCUAUUUGAGAUAGUGAUUAGAAUUAGGUAGAAAAUGGAUGCAAAUGUGAUUUAUAAACUGUUAAGUGCUCUACAACUUUUAAGUAUUGUUUAGUCAUUUAUAUGACUGAUGUCUACCAUGUGUGCUUUAUGACAGUGUAGCUCAAUAAAAGUGACUGUGAGCAUAAGGGAAUAAAUCUUUUUAUGUUUUUAAUAAGCUUU
Messenger RNA from Chinchilla lanigera (long-tailed chinchilla), 6670 nucleotides. It is a transcript of the gene Znf2, whose product is annotated as zinc finger protein 2. The coding region runs from base 239 to 1807 and encodes 522 amino acids. Gene Ontology annotation, biological process: negative regulation of transcription by RNA polymerase II. NCBI's taxonomy places the organism in Eukaryota, Metazoa, Chordata, Mammalia, Rodentia, Chinchillidae. Gene Ontology annotation, molecular function: DNA-binding transcription repressor activity, RNA polymerase II-specific. The record is from RefSeq and is a predicted model, not a curated record. The transcript is spliced from 5 exons.